Molecule: messenger RNA, 2367 nt
Organism: Pecten maximus
Lineage: Eukaryota; Metazoa; Mollusca; Bivalvia; Pectinida; Pectinidae
Exons: 1
Coding region: 1-2367 (788 amino acids)
Source: RefSeq, a predicted model, not a curated record
AUGUCUAAUUCUGGUGUCUGGGUCAGAGGAAACUCGGACUACAAACGUGUAUCAGUCAUGAUGUCUAAUUCUGGGGUCUGGGUCAGAGGAAACUCGGGCUACAAACGUGUAUCAGUCAUAAUGUCUAAUUCUGGUGUCUGGGUCAGAGGAAACUCGGGCUACAAACGUGUAUCAGUCAUAAUGUCUAAUUUUGGUGUCUGGGUCAGAGGAAACUCGGGCUACAAUUGUGUAUCAGCCAUAAUGUCUAAUUCUGGUGUCUGGGUCAGAGGAAACUCGGACUACAAACGUGUAUCAGUCAUGAUGUCUAAUUCUGGUGUCUGGGUCAGAGGAAACUCGGACUACAAACGUGUAUCAGUCAUGAUGUCUAAUUCUGGUGUCUGGGUCAGAGGAAACUCGGACUACAAACGUGUAUCAGUCAUGAUGUCUAAUUCUGGUGUCUGGGUCAGAGGAAACUCGGGCUACAAUUGUGUAUCAGUCAUAAUGUCUAAUUUUGGUGUCUGGGUCAGAGGAAACUCGGACUACAAACGUGUAUCAGUCAUAAUGUCUAAUUCUGGUGUCUGGGUCAGAGGAAACUCGGGCUACAAACGUGUAUCAGUCAUAAUGUCUAAUUCUGGUGUCUGGGUCAGAGGAAACUCGGGCUACAAACGUGUAUCAGUCAUAAUGUCUAAUUUUGGUGUCUGGGUCAGAGGAAACUCGGGCUACAAUUGUGUAUCAGUCAUAAUGUCUAAUUCUGGUGUCUGGGUCAGAGGAAACUCGGACUACAAACGUGUAUCAGUCAUGAUGUCUAAUUCUGGUGUCUGGGUCAGAGGAAACUCGGACUACAAACGUGUAUCAGUCAUGAUGUCUAAUUCUGGUGUCUGGGUCAGAGGAAACUCGGACUACAAACGUGUAUCAGUCAUGAUGUCUAAUUCUGGUGUCUGGGUCAGAGGAAACUCGGGCUACAAUUGUGUAUCAGUCAUAAUGUCUAAUUUUGGUGUCUGGGUCAGAGGAAACUCGGACUACAAACGUGUAUCAGUCAUAAUGUCUAAUUCUGGUGUCUGGGUCAGAGGAAACUCGGGCUACAAACGUGUAUCAGUCAUAAUGUCUAAUUCUGGUGUCUGGGUCAGAGGAAACUCGGGCUACAAACGUGUAUCAGUCAUGAUGUCUAAUUCUGGUGUCUGGGUCAGAGGAAACUCGGACUACAAACGUGUAUCAGUCAUAAUGUCUAAUUUUGGUGUCUGGGUCAGAGGAAACUCGGGCUACAAACGUGUAUCAGUCAUAAUGUCUAAUUCUGGUGUCUGGGUCAGAGGAAACUCGGGCUACAAACGUGUAUCAGUCAUAAUGUCUAAUUCUGGUGUCUGGGUCAGAGGAAACUCGGGCUACAAACGUGUAUCAGUCAUAAUGUCUAAUUUUGGUGUCUGGGUCAGAGGAAACUCGGGCUACAAUUGUGUAUCAGUCAUGAUGUCUAAUUUUGGUGUCUGGGUCAGAGGAAACUCGGGCUACAAACGUGUAUCAGUCAUGAUGUCUAAUUUUGGUGUCUGGGUCAGAGGAAACUCGGACUACAAACGUGUAUCAGUCAUAAUGUCUAAUUCUGGUGUCUGGGUCAGAGGAAACUCGGGCUACAAUUGUGUAUCAGUCAUAAUGUCUAAUUCUGGUGUCUGGGUCAGAGGAAACUCGGACUACAAACGUGUAUCAGUCAUGAUGUCUAAUUCUGGUGUCUGGGUCAGAGGAAACUCGGACUACAAACGUGUAUCAGUCAUGAUGUCUAAUUCUGGUGUCUGGGUCAGAGGAAACUCGGACUACAAUUGUGUAUCAGUCAUGAUGUCUAAUUCUGGUGUCUGGGUCAGAGGAAACUCGGACUACAAUUGUGUAUCAGUCAUAAUGUCUAAUUCUGGUGUCUGGGUCAGAGGAAACUCGGACUACGAACGUGUAUCAGUCAUAAUGUCUAAUUCUGGUGUCUGGGUCAGAGGAAACUCGGGCUACAAUUGUGUAUCAGUCAUAAUGUCUAAUUCUGGUGUCUGGGUCAGAGGAAACUCGGACUACAAACGUGUAUCAGUCAUGAUGUCUAAUUCUGGUGUCUGGGUCAGAGGAAACUCGGACUACAAACGUGUAUCAGUCAUGAUGUCUAAUUCUGGUGUCUGGGUCAGAGGAAACUCGGACUACAAACGUGUAUCAGUCAUGAUGUCUAAUUCUGGUGUCUGGGUCAGAGGAAACUCGGGCUACAAUUGUGUAUCAGUCAUAAUGUCUAAUUUUGGUGUCUGGGUCAGAGGAAACUCGGACUACAAACGUGUAUCAGUCAUAAUGUCUAAUUCUGGUGUCUGGGUCAGAGGAAACUCGGGCUACAAACGUGUAUCAGUCAUAAUGUCUAAUUCUGGUGUCUGGGUCUGA